GGAUGUCAAGGGUAAUGAACAGAAGUGAGAGGUUCCAUAAAAACUAAAGAGCUUUGAAGAACAUUCUGAAGCUUGUAUAGGAGACAAUAUAUCAAGAAUCUAUUUAUUGAGUUCUUCUGGAACAAAAGCCAGGAGCUCCCUAAUGUAAACACAUUAGUGUUUGUUUUGAGGAGGAAAGCUAUAGACUCUUUUUAAACAACCGUAAAGCAGACAGCUUAGUUCAAAAAAUCCGUUUUGGAAGAUGUCACUGAACAACUCUUCCAAUGUAUUUCUGGAUUCCGCGCCCGGUAAUACCAAUCGCUUUCAAGUUCAUGUCAUAAAUGAGAGCCAUGAGAGCAGUGUGGCUGUGAAUGACAACGCCGACCCCCCACAUUAUGAGGAAACCUCUUUUGGGGAUGAAGGCCAGAACAGAUUCAGAAUCAGCUUUAGACCUGGGAAUCAGGACCGCUAUGACAACUUCCUCCAAACUGGAGAAACUGCUAAAACAGAUGCCAGUUUUCAUGCUUACGAUUCUCACACAAACACAUACUACCUACAAACCUUUGGCCACAACACCAUGGAUGCCGUUCCCAAGAUCGAGUACUAUCGCAACACGGGCAGCGUUAGUGGGCCCAAGGUCAACCGGCCCAGUCUGCUUGAGAUUCACGAGCAACUGGCAAAGAAUGUAUCAGUGGCCCCGGGUUCAGCUGACGUGGUUGCCAACGGUGAUGGGAUGCCUGGUGAUGAACAAGCUGAAAACAAGGAAGAAGAUCAAGCCGGUGUCGUGAAGUUUGGAUGGGUGAAAGGUGUGCUGGUAAGAUGUAUGCUGAACAUCUGGGGUGUCAUGCUCUUCAUUCGCCUCUCCUGGAUUGUUGGAGAAGCUGGGAUCGGUCUUGGAGUUAUCAUAAUUCUUCUUUCCACCAUGGUAACUUCUAUUACUGGGUUGUCAACUUCUGCAAUAGCAACUAACGGGUUUGUUCGUGGAGGUCUUGGAGUCAUCAUCAUUGGCCUGAGUGUGGUAGUGACAACACUCACAGGUAUUUCUAUGUCCGCUAUUUGCACAAAUGGAGUAGUAAGAGGAGGUGGGGCCUACUACCUUAUUUCCAGAAGCUUAGGGCCCGAGUUUGGUGGGUCUAUAGGCUUGAUCUUUGCUUUUGCCAAUGCAGUGGCUGUUGCUAUGUAUGUGGUGGGAUUUGCUGAGACUGUGGUAGAUCUUCUUAAGGAGAGUAAUUCGAUGAUGGUGGAUCCAACCAAUGACAUCCGGAUAAUAGGCUCCAUCACAGUGGUGAUUCUUUUGGGAAUUUCAGUAGCUGGAAUGGAAUGGGAAGCAAAGGCUCAAGUGAUUCUUCUGAUCAUUCUUCUCAUUGCUAUUGUAAACUUCUUCAUUGGAACUGUCAUUCCAUCCAACAACGACAAAAAGUCCAGAGGUUUCUUUAAUUACCAAGCAUCAAUAUUUGCAGAAAACUUUGGGCCAAGCUUCACAAAAGGUGAAGGCUUCUUCUCUGUCUUUGCCAUUUUUUUCCCAGCAGCAACUGGGAUUCUUGCUGGUGCCAAUAUCUCGGGAGAUUUGGAGGAUCCCCAAGAUGCUAUCCCCAGAGGGACCAUGCUGGCCAUCUUCAUCACCACUGUCGCCUACAUAGGAGUUGCUAUUUGUGUAGGGGCCUGUGUGGUCCGAGAUGCCACCGGGAGCAUGAAUGACACCGUCAUUUCUGGGAUGAACUGCAAUGGUUCAGCAGCCUGUGGGUUAGGCUACGACUUCUCAAGAUGUCGACAUGAACCAUGUCAGUAUGGGCUGAUGAACAAUUUCCAGGUCAUGAGCAUGGUGUCAGGGUUUGGCCCCCUCAUCACUGCUGGCAUCUUUUCUGCAACACUCUCCUCGGCCCUGGCCUCCCUCGUCAGCGCACCCAAAGUUUUCCAGGCUCUGUGCAAGGACAACAUCUACAAAGCCCUGCAGUUCUUUGCAAAGGGAUAUGGGAAAAACAAUGAGCCCCUGAGAGGAUACUUUCUCACUUUUGUUAUAGCCAUGGCGUUCAUUCUUAUUGCGGAACUGAAUACCAUUGCUCCCAUCAUCUCCAACUUUUUCCUGGCCUCAUACGCACUUAUUAAUUUCUCCUGCUUUCAUGCCUCUUAUGCCAAAUCUCCAGGAUGGAGACCUGCAUACGGUAUUUACAACAUGUGGGUAUCUCUUUUUGGAGCUAUUUUGUGCUGUGCAGUCAUGUUUGUCAUCAACUGGUGGGCAGCUGUCAUCACCUAUGUCAUUGAGUUCUUCCUCUAUAUCUAUGUGACUUACAAGAAGCCAGAUGUGAACUGGGGCUCCUCCACACAGGCUCUUUCCUACGUGAGUGCUUUAGACAAUGCUCUGGAACUAACUACAGUGGAAGACCAUGUGAAAAAUUUCAGGCCCCAGUGCAUUGUCUUAACAGGGGGACCCAUGACAAGACCUGCUCUCUUGGAUAUAACUCACGCCUUUACCAAGAACAGUGGCCUUUGCAUCUGCUGUGAAGUCUUUGUGGGACCGCGCAAGCUGUGUGUUAAAGAGAUGAACAGUGGCAUGGCAAAAAAGCAGGCCUGGCUUAUAAAAAACAAAAUCAAGGCUUUUUAUGCAGCAGUGGCGGCAGAUUGUUUCAGGGAUGGUGUCCGAAGUCUCCUUCAGGCCUCAGGCUUAGGAAGAAUGAAACCAAACACUCUGGUGAUCGGAUAUAAAAAAAACUGGAGGAAGGCUCCCCUGACAGAGAUUGAAAACUACGUGGGAAUCAUACAUGAUGCGUUUGAUUUUGAGAUUGGUGUUGUCAUAGUCAGAAUCAGCCAAGGGUUUGACAUCUCCCAGGUUCUUCAGGUGCAAGAUGAAUUAGAGAAAUUAGAACAGGAGAGACUGGCCUUGGAAGCCACUAUCAAAGAUAAUGAAUGCGAAGAAGAAAGUGGAGGCCUCAGAGGCUUGUUUAAAAAAGCUGGCAAGCUGAACAUUACUAAGCCAACUCCCAAGAAAGACAGCAGCAUUAACACAAUCCAGUCGAUGCAUGUGGGGGAGAUCAACCAGAAACUGGUGGAAGCCAGCACCCAAUUUAAAAAGAAGCAAGGAAAAGGCACAAUUGAUGUUUGGUGGUUGUUUGAUGAUGGAGGGUUAACACUCCUUAUCCCCUAUAUCUUGACUCUCAGAAAAAAAUGGAAAGACUGUAAAUUAAGAAUCUAUGUCGGAGGGAAGAUCAAUCGCAUUGAAGAAGAAAAAAUUACAAUGGCUUCCCUCCUGAGCAAAUUUAGGAUAAAAUUUGCAGACAUCCAUGUCAUUGGUGACAUCAACAUUAAGCCAAACAAAGAAAGCUGGAAAUUCUUUGAAGAAAUGAUUGAACCAUAUCGUCUCCAUGAAAGCUGCAAAGAUUUAACAACUGCUGAGAAAUUAAAGAGAGAAACUCCGUGGAAAAUUACAGAUGCAGAGCUGGAAGCAGUCAAGGAAAAGAGUUACCGCCAAGUUCGACUGAAUGAACUCUUACAGGAGCACUCAAGAGCUGCUAAUCUAAUAGUCCUGAGCCUUCCAGUGGCAAGAAAAGGAUCUAUAUCAGAUUGGUUGUACAUGGCUUGGUUGGAAAUCCUCACGAAGAACCUCCCUCCUGUCUUACUAGUUAGAGGAAAUCACAAAAAUGUCCUGACAUUUUAUUCUUAAAAGAUAAAGGAUUAGAACACAUUUUAACUUAAUGUAUGAAUACGUAGGAGACAUGUUUCAGUACUUCAUGUUAUAAAUCUAAUCUGUGGAUAUGCAAACCUCUGGAGACCAAGUAAACUUUGUCAUUUUUUUUAUUAUUACUUAAUAGGAGCUAUUCUUUUUUUUCUAUCAGCUUAAGGGGGUGUCAAAGCCAAUGCUACCCCUAGAAAAACAUCUUGUCAUUGCUGUUGAAAAACAAGAAAAUUAAGCAAACCCAUGCUGGCUUAUGCCCAUGAAAACCACCAAUUUAUUGUAAGCUUUUCCAGGCACACCUAAUCUUUUGUUUGCUUCUAGGCCCUGGUAGAGGCUUCAGCCCCCAGCAGUUUCUCAUUAAAUGACUAUUGACAGGCUGGUAUAGUAACCAUGGGUGGUUAUCAAAGGAAAAGACCAACUGGGCAGGAAACGUGAUUAUGCUUGGCCUUCUGAGAAGCUUAUACCUACAAAGAAGAUUUGAAAAUCAAUAACUGAAACCUUUAAGAAGUACUUGCUUCUACACAAUGUUUAAAGCAGUUACCUAAAUAAGGUUAUUUAAUAUAACACAGAUUAUAUACUUAGAGUGAUCUGAGUGAUCGCUGAUAACAUAUGGCUUCAAUUUGGGGCUGAUUGAAAAAUAUAUUAGCUGGAUUAGGAGGCAACAUAUUCCAAUUAAAUGCAAUAUAUUCCAUCCUUAAUAUGUAAAUUUUAGUUGCUUUCCCUAUUUAGACAUUUCCAGCAUGGUAUUACUUAGCAUAUUUUUUUUCUAAUUAAGUGGGUAGCACAGAUGAAGUCUUCAUAGAUGUUUAAUUGAAAACCAAAUACCACACAUUUUCUAACUGUUAUAAAGAAAUAUAUCCUGAAUCAUAUAUUUAGUUACUUUACAUAGUGAUUGUAUAGAUUUAAAAGAAUAAUUAAAAUGUGAAGUGGAGAAACUUGCAAAUUUGAAAUAUACAAGUAUCGAUUUUUUUUCAUUUGUUAGUGUUCCUAUAAUACUUAAUCAUAUUAAAAAACAACCAAAAUUUUUUUUCUGAUGGAUGGCUUGAUUAUUUUUUUUCCUGACAUAUUAUGACUGUUUAUUCUAACUGAUAAAAUAUGAGGGGAAAAAAUCAACCUGAAAUAAAACCACUUAAAUUCA
This is a messenger RNA of Balaenoptera musculus (blue whale), 4787 nucleotides long. It is a transcript of the gene SLC12A1, whose product is annotated as solute carrier family 12 member 1. Gene Ontology annotation, cellular component: membrane. The transcript is spliced from 28 exons. Gene Ontology annotation, molecular function: sodium:potassium:chloride symporter activity. The coding region runs from base 242 to 3637 and encodes 1131 amino acids. The record is from RefSeq and is a predicted model, not a curated record. Gene Ontology annotation, biological process: chloride ion homeostasis; potassium ion import across plasma membrane; chloride transmembrane transport. Lineage: Eukaryota; Metazoa; Chordata; Mammalia; Artiodactyla; Balaenopteridae.